Cadophora gregata is the source of this 1032-nucleotide messenger RNA. It is a transcript of the gene DIB1, whose product is annotated as U4/U6-U5 snRNP complex subunit dib1. Lineage: Eukaryota; Fungi; Ascomycota; Leotiomycetes; Helotiales; Ploettnerulaceae. Gene Ontology annotation, biological process: mRNA splicing, via spliceosome. The coding region runs from base 440 to 871 and encodes 143 amino acids. The record is from RefSeq and is a predicted model, not a curated record. The transcript has 3 exons. Gene Ontology annotation, cellular component: U5 snRNP; U4/U6 x U5 tri-snRNP complex; spliceosomal complex.
UAUAUGAGUAUAUCUUCUACCAUUGGUACGCCCUUCAAGUGGAGUUCACCCCACAUAUCCAAAGAUACCCCGCAGAAGAUCUGCCUAUCCUGUCAGACAAGGCGUAUUGGGCUCCGAGCACAACCACCAAACGGGAAAUGACAUGUGAAGCUGCACCGAUUAUGGAAGACAAUGAACGGCAUCAAAAGAAUACCUGGUCUGGGAUGAUUAAUGAACCAAGCUACCUACCUAAGGUAGCCGAGGGUAGGUACCUAGGAUGUGAGGACUGUAAAGGUCACAUGUUGAGGAGGGGUCACCCAGUCAUGUGAUUUAUGCGCUAGUAUUUUAGCGCUUUCUUCUUGAACUUCAGCCUUGCGUUCAUCGAUCUUCACAUCAAUUUCAAAAGUCCUCCACUUCAACACCACAACUCUCGACACCCAAUCGCUACACAACAGACAAGAUGGGAUCCGUAGUACUACCACAUCUAAUAACAGGUUGGCAUGUCGACCAGGCUAUCAUGUCGGAGGAGGAGCGUCUGGUGAUUAUCCGCUUCGGUCGUGAUUGGGACCCUGAUUGCAUGCGACAGGAUGAGGUUCUGUACCGCAUCGCCGAUCGUGUCAAGAACUUUGCUGUCAUUUACGUCUGCGACCUCGAUCAAGUUCCCGACUUCAAGCAGAUGUACGAACUCUACGACCCCGUCACCCUAAUGUUCUUCUUCCGAAAUAAACAUAUGAUGUGCGAUUUCGGCACUGGUAACAAUAACAAGUUGAACUGGGUUCUCGAGGACAAGCAAGAGUUGAUCGAUAUUAUCGAGACAAUCUACCGUGGUGCAAAGAAAGGUCGUGGUUUGGUUGUUAGUCCAAAGGAUUACUCGACCAGAUACCGAUACUAGGAGAAGAGUUUCAUACUUGGGCUUUUGCUGGACGGGCGUUGAAUUUGGGAGUUAAUGAUGUACUGGGAUACAGGAGUGCAAGGGUUGGUCUCACAAUGAACACUUUAACUGAACCCGACGAUGCUAAUGCCUGACCAAGACGUGAUUCUGGAUGUUGCACG